Trichoplax adhaerens is the source of this 831-nucleotide messenger RNA. RefSeq lists its product as uncharacterized. The transcript has 4 exons. NCBI's taxonomy places the organism in Eukaryota, Metazoa, Placozoa, Uniplacotomia, Trichoplacea, Trichoplacidae. Gene Ontology annotation, molecular function: nucleic acid binding; 3'-5'-RNA exonuclease activity. The coding region runs from base 1 to 831 and encodes 276 amino acids. The record is from RefSeq and is a predicted model, not a curated record. Gene Ontology annotation, biological process: exonucleolytic trimming to generate mature 3'-end of 5.8S rRNA from tricistronic rRNA transcript (SSU-rRNA, 5.8S rRNA, LSU-rRNA).
AUGGAACCGACUACUAGUCAGAAUGAUGACGAUCAAUUAGCUAAUAGUAAGAGAACCCUUUCUCGCAUAAAUGGACUUGUCAACGAAAUGACUAUGCAACAAAUCAUUGAUAAAUUAAAACAACUUGACGUUAGUACCAACGGCGAAGAUAAUGUAUUGAAGCAAAGGCUAAAGGGCGUCAUGAGAGAAAAAGUUUACAAAAACAGCAAUAUCAAAUCCAGCAAAUUUAGCACUGAUUAUUAUUGUGUCAUUGAUUUCGAAGCAACUUGCGAGGAAGUUAAUCCACGAAAGUAUAAGCAUGAAAUAAUUGAAUUUCCCGCCUUGAUGGUGAAUGCUCGAACUCUAGCCGUGGAAAGCCAAUUUCAUUUCUAUUGUAGACCUGUCAUGAAUCCAAAGUUAAGCAGCUUUUGUACAAAACUGACUGGAAUUGACCAGAAAACAAUCGACUCUGCAGAUGCCUUUAAAGUUGUCUUCCAAAAUUUUCAAAAAUGGUUGGAAGAUGUCUUAGGAGAAAGUACCUUCGUGGUUGUAACCGACGGCCCCUUUGAUAUAACUCGAUUCUUGACGAUACAAUGUAAAGUUGAUAAAAUUCCUAUGCCUUAUUGGGCUUCAAAUUGGACAAAUUUAAAGCGAACCUUCAAGGCUUUCUAUAAAUUAUCAGGGCAGCGGUUUCCAACUUUGCAAGAUAUGUUAGGAGCAUUAAAAAUCCCGCAUGAUGGACGUUUGCAUAGUGGAAUAGACGACGCAAAAAAUAUUGCCAAAAUAUUAUGCCAGUUAAUACGAGACGGAUGUCAAGUUAAACCAAAUGAAAUCUUAGCUAACUAUAGCUAA